Nezara viridula (southern green stink bug) is the source of this 402-nucleotide messenger RNA. The record is from the annotation of a GenBank genome assembly. NCBI's taxonomy places the organism in Eukaryota, Metazoa, Arthropoda, Insecta, Hemiptera, Pentatomidae.
AUGGGCUUGUGUUUUCUCCCAGGGACCGCACACGUUCAAAACACCACCAGUCGGAUUUACUGGACUAUAGUGCUAGUGGAUUUCUGGAUAGCCUUACCUACUUGCAGCUUUCCAGAGAGCGAGCUGGACGCGUACCUGUGCCGGAGCGAGCUGCAGAGACUGGAACUAGAAGCGACGACGGAGCUGCCACGAGGACCCCACACACCUACCUUCGAAGAAUUCUUCGACCCCAGGCCGUCGUUCCCUCGACCGGAGGACGACGUCUUCCUCAAACCUCAGCCCCUCUGGGAGGACAUCACCUCCAGUAUACAGAAGCUCGACCCUGAAAACGCCGAAAUGCUCGCUUCCGUUACGCAAGUCAAGAUGGAGUUCACGGACGACCAGGUUAGUAAAUCCUUAUAG